Molecule: messenger RNA, 1087 nt
Organism: Apis florea (little honeybee)
Lineage: Eukaryota; Metazoa; Arthropoda; Insecta; Hymenoptera; Apidae
Product: transmembrane protein 17B
Biological process (GO): non-motile cilium assembly
Cellular component (GO): ciliary transition zone
Source: RefSeq, a predicted model, not a curated record
UAAGAAAAUUCCAGAUCGACAUUGUAUAUAUACAGAUAUAUUCUGUUAAAUAAAAUAUAGUGGUAUAUGUAUGUACAUACAAAAACUGAAUAAAUGUAAAUUUAAAGUAGUAUAAACAUAUAAAACGAUUAUAAAUAUUUUUUUAUAUAUGAUAUUUUUAUUAUGAUUAUUUUUAAAUUGUUAUAACUAUGUUAAAAAAUUAGUUUUAAAAAUGGUGAAAUUUACCGAAACAAAUAUUAUUAAUGAAACAUCUUCUAACCUAAACUAUUAUGAUUAUAAUAAAACAAGAUCUAACCUACCGUUUCAAAUAGCUUUAUAUUUGAAUUUAUGGCUUUUUCCAAUUUGGCUGAUAAUUAGUAUAAUAAACUUGGAUGCAAAAUACAAUAAUUUAACAAAUAUUUAUAAAUUGAUAGCUGUAACAAUAUUUUUGAUACUUUCAAUUUUUGAAAGUUUAAAAUUAUAUUUGGGAUAUGCAGGAAAUCUUAUUGGAAAGAUUCCAGAAUUAACUAGUUGCUGGUUAAUUUCAAUAUUGAUACAACUUCCCCUAGAGAUGUAUCUUCUAUUUGAUUAUUGGAUUUUAUUUCAUUAUAGUGAAAUAUUUGUCAAUUUUCUUAUGAUUUGCCUUCUUUUUAUUGAAAUUAUUACAGGUAUGAUUGCCUUGAAAAAUUUGGCAAAUCAUCGUGCUAAAGUAUUUUAUUUAAUGCAUUUAUAUAGUACAAAUGAUGGACGGUAAUUUGUCUUCUAAAAUAAAUAUAUAUAGAACAUAAUUUUUAUAUUAAAAUAUAAAUAUCUGAUUUUUUGUUUGGUAAAAAUUUCUAAUCAAUCAAUACCUAAUAUAUAUAGGUAGCCUAUUUAAUUAAUAAUGUCUUAUAUCAUGAUUAUGUAUCAAGAUUGUGAGUUUUAUAAAACAACUGUAUUACUGAUACAUUUUUUCGUAAACGCAUUAAAUAUGUUUCUAUAUUGUUGAUAAUAAUAUCAUUUUCAAUAUUUUGUUUAUUGGUAAGUGCUUGUAAAAGUUGCAAACGUGUAGGAACCAUUCGUGAGAGUAGCUGUUAACAAAAAAUUAAAAAUUAAUAUGACAUUAACA